AUGCCGGCCUAUUUCCAGAGGCCGGAAAAUGCCCUCAAGCGCGCCAACGAAUUUCUUGAAGUUGGCAAAAAGCAACCUGCUUUGGACGUUCUUUAUGAUGUUAUGAAAAGUAAGAAACAUAGAACAUGGCAAAAGAUACACGAGCCGAUUAUGUUGAAAUACUUGGAACUUUGUGUGGAUCUCCGCAAGAGCCAUUUGGCUAAAGAAGGCUUAUAUCAGUAUAAGAACAUUUGUCAACAGGUGAACAUCAAAUCUCUAGAGGAUGUUGUUAGGGCAUAUUUGAAAUUGGCAGAGGAGAAAACGGAAGCUGCUAAAGAAGAGUCCCAGCAGAUGGUCUUAGACAUAGAAGAUCUGGAUAAUAUUCAAACUCCUGAGAGUGUUCUCCUAAGUGCUGUAAGUGGUGAAGACACUCAGGAUCGUACUGACAGAUUACUUUUAACUCCAUGGGUUAAAUUCCUGUGGGAAUCAUACAGACAGUGUCUGGACCUUCUUCGAAACAAUUCUAGAGUAGAGCGUCUCUACCAUGAUAUUGCCCAACAAGCUUUCAAAUUCUGCCUUCAAUAUACCCGGAAGGCUGAAUUCCGUAAGUUGUGUGACAACUUGAGAAUGCACUUGUCUCAGAUUCAACGCCACCAUAACCAAAGUACAGCAAUCAACCUUAAUAAUCCAGAGAGCCAGUCUAUGCAUUUGGAAACCAGGCUUGUUCAGUUGGACAGUGCUAUCAGCAUGGAAUUGUGGCAGGAAGCAUUCAAAGCUGUGGAAGAUAUUCAUGGGCUAUUCUCCUUAUCUAAAAAACCGCCCAAGCCUCAGUUGAUGGCAAAUUACUAUAACAAAGUCUCAACUGUAUUUUGGAAAUCUGGAAAUGCUCUUUUUCAUGCGUCUACACUCCAUCGUCUUUACCAUUUAUCUAGAGAAAUGAGAAAGAAUCUUACACAAGAAGAGAUGCAAAGAAUGUCUACUAGAGUUCUUUUGGCCACUCUUUCCAUCCCUAUUACCCCUGAGCGUACUGAUAUUGCUCGACUUCUGGAUAUGGACGGCAUCAUAGUUGAGAAACAGCGUCGCCUUGCAACCCUGCUAGGCCUGCAAGCCCCACCAACGCGAAUUGGCCUUAUUAACGAUAUGGUCAGAUUCAAUGUGCUACAAUAUGUUGUCCCAGAAGUAAAAGACCUUUACAAUUGGCUGGAAGUCGAAUUUAACCCACUAAAACUCUGUGAGAGAGUCACAAAGGUUCUCAAUUGGGUUAGGGAACAGCCUGAAAAGGAACCAGAGUUACAACAGUAUGUUCCACAGCUGCAGAACAAUACCAUACUCCGGCUUCUCCAGCAGGUGGCACAAAUUUAUCAGAGCAUUGAGUUUUCUCGUUUGACUUCUCUGGUUCCUUUUGUUGAUGCUUUCCAACUGGAACGGGCCAUAGUAGAUGCAGCCAGGCAUUGCGACCUGCAGGUUCGUAUUGACCACACUUCUCGGACCCUUAGUUUUGGAUCUGACUUGAAUUAUGCUACUAGAGAAGAUGCUCCAAUUGGUCCUCAUCUGCAAAGCAUGCCUUCAGAACAGAUAAGAAACCAGCUGACCGCCAUGUCCUCAGUCCUUGCGAAAGCACUCGAAGUCAUUAAGCCAGCUCACAUUCUGCAAGAGAAAGAAGAACAGCAUCAGUUGGCUGUUACUGCGUAUCUUAAAAAUUCACGGAAAGAGCAUCAGCGUAUCCUGGCUCGCCGUCAGACAAUUGAGGAAAGAAAAGAGCGGCUUGAGAGUCUGAAUAUUCAGCGUGAGAAAGAAGAACUGGAGCAGAGGGAAGCUGAACUCCAGAAAGUGCGGAAGGCUGAGGAAGAGAGGCUGAGACAGGAGGCAAAGGAGAGAGAGAAGGAGCGGAUCUUACAGGAACAUGAACAGAUCAAGAAGAAAACUGUUCGUGAGCGUUUGGAGCAAAUCAAGAAGACGGAACUGGGUGCCAAAGCAUUCAAAGAUAUUGACAUUGAAGACCUUGAAGAAUUGGAUCCUGAUUUCAUCAUGGCUAAACAGGUUGAACAGCUGGAGAAGGAAAAGAAGGAACUUCAGGAACGCCUAAAGAAUCAAGAAAAGAAGAUUGACUACUUUGAAAGAGCUAAGCGUUUGGAAGAAAUCCCCUUGAUAAAGAGUGCCUAUGAAGAACAGAGAAUUAAAGACAUGGAUCUGUGGGAACAACAAGAAGAAGAAAGAAUUACUACGAUGCAGCUAGAACGGGAAAAGGCCCUAGAACAUAAGAAUAGGAUGUCACGAAUGCUUGAAGACAGAGAUUUGUUUGUAAUGCGGCUCAAGGCAGCACGACAGUCUGUUUAUGAGGAAAAACUUAAACAGUUUGAAGAGCGAUUAGCAGAAGAACGGCAUAAUCGCUUGGAAGAACGUAAAAGGCAGCGUAAAGAAGAACGAAGGAUAACCUACUAUAGAGAAAAAGAAGAGGAAGAGCAGAGGAGGGCAGAAGAAAAGAUGCUAAAAGAGCGAGAAGAGCGGGAGCGGGCUGAGCGCGCGAAGCGUGAGGAGGAGCUUCGGGAAUAUCAGGAGCGGGUCAAGAAGUUAGAAGAAGUUGAAAGAAAAAAACGUCAGAGGGAGUUGGAAAUUGAAGAAAGGGAGCGUCGUAGAGAGGAGGAGAGGAGACUUGGUGAUGACUCACUUUCGAGAAAGGACUCUCGUUGGGGAGAUAGAGAUACAGAAGGCACUUGGAGAAAAGGACCCGAAACAGAUUCUGAGUGGAGAAGAGGCCCUCCAGAGAAGGAGUGGAGACGUGGAGAAGGGCGGGACGAAGAGAGACCUCACAGAAGAGAUGAAGACCGACCAAGGCGUCUGGGGGAUGAUGAAGAGAGAGAGUCCUCUCUUAGACCAGACGAUGAUCGGAUUCCCCGACGUGGCAUGGAUGAUGACAGAGGCCCACGACGUGGUCCUGAUGAAGAUCGAUUCUCUCGCAGGGGGGCGGAUGAUGACCGGCCUUCGUGGCGUGGUGCAGAUGAUGACAGGCCCCCCAGACGAAUUGGCGAUGAAGACAGGGGUAGCUGGCGUCAUGCGGAUGAUGACAGACCACCUAGACGAGGACUGGAUGAGGACAGAGGAAGCUGGCGCACGGCCGAUGAGGACAGAGGACCCAGGCGCGGGCUGGAUGAGGACCGGGGGCCACGCCGAGGAGGUGCGGACGAUGAGCGUUCGUCCUGGCGAAAUGCUGACGACGAUCGUCCCAGGCGGGGCAUGGAUGAUGACCGGGGUCCCAGGAGGGGAUUGGAUGAUGAUCGAGGACCUUGGCGGAAUACUGACGAUGAUAGAUUUUCCAGGCGAGGUGCAGAUGACGACAGAUUUUCCAGGCGCGGUGCAGAUGAUGACAGGGGGCCUUGGAGAAACAUGGAUGACGAUCGGCUCUCAAGGCGGGCCGAUGACGAUCGGAUUCCCAGAAGGGGUGAUGAUUCACGACCUGGCCCCUGGAGACCAUUUGUCAAACCAGGUGGAUGGAGAGAGAAAGAAAAAGCCAGAGAAGAGAGUUGGGGUCCACCUCGUGACUCGAGACCAUCAGAAGACCGUGAAUGGGAGAGGGAAAAAGAGAGAGACCGAGAUAAUCAAGAUAGAGAUGAGAACGACAGGGACCCGGAGAGAGAAAGAGACAGAGAGAGAGAGAGAGACCGAGAGAGAGAGAGAGACCGAGACCGAGAUGGUGAUCGGGAGGACCGCUUCAGACGGCCAAGGGAUGAAGGUGGCUGGAGAAGAGGACCAGCUGAGGAGUCUUCAAGCUGGAGAGAUGCAGGUCGUCGUGACGAUAGGGACCGCGAUGACCGGCGUCGUGAGAGAGAUGAUCGUCGUGAUCUAAGGGACAGACGAGACGACAGGGACCGAAGAGGACCGCCUCUCAGAUCAGAGCGCGAGGAAGUAAGUUCUUGGAGACGUGCUGAUGACAGGAAAGAUGACCGGGCAGAAGAGAGGGAUACCCCUCGUCGUGUUCCUCCUGCAGCUCUUUCGAGAGAUCGAGACCGAGAUAGGGAAGGUGAGAAAGAGAAGACCUCCUGGAGAGCUGAGAAAGAUAGGGAAUCUCUUCGUCGUACUAAAAAUGAGACUGAUGAAGAUGGAUGGACCACAGUACGACGCUAA
Messenger RNA from Rangifer tarandus platyrhynchus (Svalbard reindeer), 4101 nucleotides. The record is from the annotation of a GenBank genome assembly. NCBI's taxonomy places the organism in Eukaryota, Metazoa, Chordata, Mammalia, Artiodactyla, Cervidae.